GUUUUAAGCGCUGAAAUCGAGCGUACGCCCCAUCAGUAUUCAGAUUUCAGACCCCCCCCUCUCUCUCUCUCUCUCGUGGCAGUGGCACCACUGGGCUUACGAUAGCACAUUCCCUUAGCGACGUCACAAACGGACGUUAAAAUACGACCGACUUUAUUUUCUUCCCAUUCGCGUGCCCUCCUUUUCCGCCACUGUCUUCUCCCUCUAAAACUGAAUUUCCCUUUAAUCUCUCUCACACUCUCACUGCGCCUUCAUUCCACCACCACUUCGAGUUUUUUCUUAUAGGUUUUCAACCUGCUAGAGUUUGGGUUUGAGUUUCUAUUGUAAUUUUCUUUCUUUCUUUCUUCUUUUUUGGUAAAACUUUGGUUGGAGAUGCGCCGAAGAAGAAGCUUAGCUUUGCAUAGUUAGAAACAUAUACAUUAUGAAGAAUCCGAGUCCAAUGCUAUGCACAGUGAUGUUUGCUCCUGGAAAUGAAGGAGAGGCAACGUUGGAGGGCUGAAGAGGAUGCUCUGUUACGUGCAUAUGUCAAGCAGUAUGGUCCACGGGAAUGGAAUCUUGUUUCCGAGCGCAUGAACACACCCCUUAAUAGGGAUGCAAAAUCUUGCUUAGAAAGGUGGAAAAAUUACCUCAAGCCAGGUAUCAAGAAGGGAUCUCUCACUGAGGAGGAGCAGCGUCUUGUCAUUUGUCUUCAGGCCAAGCACGGCAACAAGUGGAAGAAGAUUGCUGCUGAGAUUCCUGGUCGUACUGCCAAGAGGCUGGGCAAGUGGUGGGAAGUGUUCAAGGAGAAACAGCAGAGGGAGCAAAAGGAUAGAGCCAAGGCCUUUGACCCUAUUGAGGAAGGAAAGUACGAUCACAUUCUUGAGACUUUCGCAGAGAAGCUGGUAAAAGAACGUACUUCUGCAUCAUUUCUCAUGGCCACCUCCAAUGGAGGUUUCCUUCACUCUGAUCAGUCUGCACCUCCACCAACCUUGCUUCCUCCAUGGCUUUCCAGUUCCAAUGCAACAUCUACAGUGAGGCCACCUUCCCCUUCUGUUACCCUAACUCUGUCACCCUCAACUGUUACACCUGCUCCUGCCAUCCCAUGGCUGCAACCUGAAAGAGGAGGGGAUAGCACUCCCCUUGUCUUGGGAAAUUUGCAGCAACAUGGAGCAGUUCCUACAGGUGGUGACAAUCUGCUGAUCUCUGAGCUUGCAGAAUGCUGUAGGGAGUUGGAGGAGGGGCACCGUGCUUGGGCAGCACAUAAGAAGGAAGCGUCCUGGAGGCUUAAAAGGGUGGAGCUGCAGAUGGAGUCUGAAAAAGCAUGUCGGAGGAGGGAAAAAAUGGAAGAGAUAGAAUCCAAAGUUAGGGCUCUUAGGGAAGAAGAGAAAGCAACUCUGGAGAAAAUAGAAGUAGAAUACAGAGAACAGUUGGCAAGCCUGAGGAGGGAUGCUGAAGCGAAGGAGCAGAAGUUGGUUGAACAAUGGGCUGCAAAACACAUGAGGCUCACCAAAUUUCUUGAGCAGAUCACCUGUUGGCCCAGGGCUACUGAACCUAAUGGCCGUUGAGUAGGACUAUGGCUAUCGUCUAUGACUGGAGAGACAAUGACGGGUCUGUCUGUUACUUGCAUCCCUUGGGCUUUUAUUUCAUUUCUAUACUUAUUUUCCCAACUUGCUCUUUAUGUUGGAUCACUGGUUUAUCUUGUGUGCAUUCUUGCCUCAGCUGUUAUGGGUUUGUUGCUUCAAGGGGGGAGCGCUUGGAAUUUGCAUUAUAACGCAUUUGCCUAUGUAAUUAUGUUAUGAUGUCUCUGUGACCCGUUACUGAUCUCAUGAGAUGAUUGUGCAGCAGUGGCUUGUCCCGUUUUAUUAAAUGUUUCAGUCUGAUCAUGAACA
This is a messenger RNA of Nelumbo nucifera (sacred lotus), 1868 nucleotides long. Lineage: Eukaryota; Viridiplantae; Streptophyta; Magnoliopsida; Proteales; Nelumbonaceae. The record is from RefSeq and is a predicted model, not a curated record.